This is a messenger RNA of Glarea lozoyensis ATCC 20868, 993 nucleotides long. Its product is annotated as Thioesterase/thiol ester dehydrase-isomerase. The transcript has a single exon. Bases 1 to 993 code for a protein of 330 amino acids. The record is from RefSeq and is a predicted model, not a curated record. NCBI's taxonomy places the organism in Eukaryota, Fungi, Ascomycota, Leotiomycetes, Helotiales, Helotiaceae.
AUGAGUUUACAAUUACCCCUACGAGGAUCCUCCGCUUUGCGGUGUUCGAGGAAAGCUACAGCUAUAUCACUUGUGUGCUCUCAUCCUGCCAAAUGUAUAGCACGACAAUGGCAAACCCGAUGUCAAACGCGACAGUAUUCAACACCCCCACCACCAAAAACAUAUUUUCAACCCGGUGAUUCUGGAGCUCCAGAUCCCAAGUACUUCAAACCAGUCGAAUCACAAUCUACACCUUCUUCCACUCCUCCCACAACAUACUUUCAACCAGUCAACUCACAAUCCCCACAGGACACAAACCCUCCCGAUGCCGCACCCCGAGCAAAACGGUCUCUCCGGCCCUACAUCUACUCAGCACUCUUCCUCGCCAUAGGUCUCACAAUCGGUGGAGUAGCAGAUCGAACCCUACAUCCACCGCCGCCUCUAGAACCGGGCAGUAAAGCAGAUAUAAUGAGAUCAAACGCCAUAUACAAGCUCGCAGAAAGACUGCCAAUCGUGCAAUCCCUAUCCUCGGAUCCUGAAUGGACAUCUCAAGACGCCUACGCAGACGUCCCCGAAGAAGCUAGAAAAGUCCGGUUUACAGGAGGAGCAUUAGGAGGGUCGCGCGGCCUCGGCGGAUUCAGACGAUCAUUCUAUCACAAAACUUCUGGGGAAGCAAUCACAGUCGUUCAUUUCGGCGACGGACUCUGGGGGUUCCCCAAAAUCACACACGGAGGUCUGAUAGCAACGGUCAUGGACGAGGUGUUAGGAUUGUGUGCUAUUAGGCAGUUUCCAUCGAAAACAGGAGUAACUGCGAAUUUAGAGCUGAAUUACCUGGCACCUGCUAUGGUAGGGCAUUUUUAUAUUAUAAGAGCGAUACCAGUCGCGAAGGGAAUGACGGAGAGGAAGUGCUUUGUGACGGGCACAGUGGAAACGGUUACAGGGAGGAUUUUGGUGGAAGCUAAGGGCUUGUUUGUCGUGCCGAAGGGGUAUGAGUUGAAGGCUAUAACUACAUAA